Alternaria metachromatica is the source of this 468-nucleotide messenger RNA. RefSeq lists its product as uncharacterized. NCBI's taxonomy places the organism in Eukaryota, Fungi, Ascomycota, Dothideomycetes, Pleosporales, Pleosporaceae. The record is from RefSeq and is a predicted model, not a curated record. Bases 1 to 468 code for a protein of 155 amino acids. The transcript has 2 exons.
AUGCGUUCGAUCCAUCGCCGCUUGGAUGGCCUCGAGCUCCCGUUUCACUCCGCCCGCGUUGCCUACGAAAACGGCGAUGUCGAGACUUUGGUAGCAAUCAGAGAAGCCAUCAGGGGAGAAUGGGUCAAAUUACAACCCCGGCUGUCGCGCGAAGCAUCUGCCAUCUCGCAGUCAAUCUACGACGUGUUCAAGACUAGGGAUAUCGCAGAACUGCCCGAGUCAAAUCCACGCGUCGUGCCAUCAGAGACUAAGACGUCAAGUCCCGUUUCUACGAUGGAUGAGCUAAUGGACUGGGACUGGUCGGAAGUUAAAUGCGGGGUCCCCAAGCACGGUGAACCUGGCGUUACCAUUAAGGAGGAUAGUUGGAGGAUCUACAUUUACAAGGGCGGUAAAAUGUGGACGCGUCUGAAGACACCGCAGGCGGUACGCGAAGCAAAGGGACGAGGCAGAGGCGAUGGCAUACUUUGA